AGAAGGACCGUCUUGCGCAUACGUGGUUGUUAAAGAAAAGGAGGGCAUGCAGCAGCUGAGACAUGUCUUUCUCGCUGAGGUGCGUGGGUCGCGGCUGUGUUUUUCGCCUCUUGUAUCCACUUCAAAGCGUACGUGCACCACAGGAUUCUCUGCCGCUCGUUGGACCUGCACGUGCGGCUUCAACAACUACGGCUUUCACCGUCAGUGCUUCCGCUGCAACAAGGCACGCGAUGACCUUUCGUCGUCCAAGCAGAUCUCGCUCGCGGCGCUGCUGGACGACGCCCAUGCUGACACAGCCACAGUGAAUGACGAACAGAGCAUCACGGCAGUCAGCACCCCCGUCGUUCCAGCAGAAGGGGUGUGGAUGUGUGCGGCGUGCAACACCUUCAACAACUCAACGCGUGGAGCUUGCGUGCACUGCGGAGAGGUGCGUCCUUCAGGGCGGCUAUCUGAUCGUGCAUCGGGGUCCACAUUAAUCCCUGAUGCGAGCAUCGCUGCGUCGUCACACAGGGCGCGACACCCCGCCGAGGCACCGCAGUCAUUCAAGCGGGGCGAUUGGUACUGCAGCUGCGGAGCCCACAACUUUGCGCGCAACACACACUGCAGAGACUGUCAAGCCCCCGCUCCGGUCCAGAGGAGGGCGGCGCUGCGUCACAACGCCAGCAGCCAGGACUGGGUGUGUCCCGCAUGUGACAAGUACAACUUCUCGCGGCGAACGGAGUGCAUGCGCUGCCAUCACUCGCGGCCGCCUUCGCAGAACAAUGAAGCGAAAGGCAGCGCAGCGACAGGAGCGGAGUCGCAGGGAUGGGUCUGCCAGGCGUGCCACUCGAUGAACCCGUCGGACUCCGCGUCCGGCUGUGUGAUAUGCGGGACCCCUAAGUAA
Leptomonas pyrrhocoris is the source of this 883-nucleotide messenger RNA. RefSeq names its product putative mitochondrial mitochondrial RNA binding complex 1 subunit. NCBI's taxonomy places the organism in Eukaryota, Euglenozoa, Kinetoplastea, Trypanosomatida, Trypanosomatidae. Bases 47 to 883 code for a protein of 278 amino acids. The record is from RefSeq and is a predicted model, not a curated record. The transcript has a single exon.